CUGUUCUGGAAGGAGGAGAUGGAGCUCACGCUGGUCGGGCUGCAGUACUCGGGCAAGACCACCUUCGUGAACGUGAUCGCGAUCCUAAAAGUACAAGCUGACUUUCCUUCUAACAAGACUUCCCAAGAACAACCACCCCUGGGGGCUGCAGUGGGCGCCCCAGCAUCAGGGUGACCCUGUGUUCCCAGACCCUCUGGGGCCACCACAGUGGCGUUUCUGCCCACCUGCGUGUCGUCACAAUCGCGUGUCUUUCAGAAAGAAACCAAGAGUCGGGACCCCUGGACCCUGCCCCCGUGCCCACCUCUGACUCCACAUCACCUUUGCCUGCCCAUUUGGCCCCUGUUUGUCUCAGCUUUUCCCUCAUUUGGCUUUUUCUCCUCACUCUGUGAGGUUGGACUGUAAAUAGAAAUUGACUUUAUGUGUCUGGCUGCUCCUCAGGCUAAUUAAGCCGGAAAGAAAUUAUAUAGAGACUUUACAGUGCUUCUAAGAAUGGAAACUGAUCUUUUGACUUCUGAAGAAGUUGUGAUGCUAGAAAGGAGAUGUUUUUCCUGAGGGAAGCAAGAGGACCAUUUUCAAAUAUUUAAAAGUGUAAAGGACUGUCCUAUGGAAGAGCUAGUCUUGGGGUACCCAGGGGUGAAAGUUAUAGGAAGUUGGACUUUUGACUCAUUGUGAAGGACUUUUAGAGAGUUGGAGCUGACCAAGAGGGCGUGAGCCAGAGGGCAUUCAAGUAUUCAAGUCUGACACGAGAGGUUGGCCCGGAUGACUUAGGGUUACUUGUGACCUUAAAUGAGGAGCUUGUGAUGGGGGGCAUUAGCAGAGAGAUGAAGUCAUAAGCUGGUUCCAGUUUAGCUCUGACUCACAGCUGCACUGGGACCACUGGGACCCAGAGCCUGGCUCCCUGAAUGUCCUCAUGCGUCCCCCUUGGGCCAAGAUCACAGCUGCUAGGCUGGGCUUUUUGUUCAUGCGGGAGCCAAGAGCAGUGGAGGUUCCUCACGCUGCGUCGAGAUCAUUUCCAGGCACUCUGAGAGCCUAAUCCACCAGUCUCCAGGAAGCCAGAGCCCUUCUCCCCAUUUCACAGAAGAAGCCUGAGGCCCAGAGAGGUCAAAAUGUCUUGUUCCAUCUCCUCCACAAUGGGGACGACAAGAACUGGGUUUCCGUCCUCAGACUCUGUGUCCCUGAGCAGCCGCCGGGGCCGAGGUGGACUUCAUCCAGCAGGGCCCCACCCCCGCCCGGCCCCUGCCACAUCUGGGUGUUGAGACCGCGGGUGGUCCUGCCUGCUUGGCCAGGAGAGGAGCAGUCCUCCCUGGGGACUCUCCCUUUUCUUCAGGGACUCCUAACUUUUAGGGGCUCUUGGACCAUUUGGUAUCUGAUAAAAUUAGAGACGCUUUCCCCAGAGAAAUGUACGUGCAGACAAAACCUGGCCAUACACAUUGUGUGCAAUUGCAGGGGGUCCCAGGACUCUCUGAGCUCAUCUGUGGCCCGCAGAUUAGGAACCCUUCUCCGCCCUGUCAUGAGCGUCAGUUGUAGGUCCUCAGUUCUCACCUCCGAGGGCCUUGGUGACUGAGUUUGGGGGAUUCCUGCAGAUAAAAGAGAUCACUCACUCAUUCAGAUGGGACCUCGGGGUCUUCCUCCAGACUUACAGGCUCUGAAUGGGAGGCCAUCAUCUCCCACCCCUUGGCCAAUAGCCAGAGCCCCUGACAUCUUUAUGUGAACUGAGGCAAAUUCUUCCUCCCACCUGGAAGAAGCAAAUGGCAGGCAAAGGAACAGUGUUGUCCCCUCAGGGUCAGGUUAGGGAAGCCCCAUCUCUAGCCUGGUCUGGGGGUGAGCAGAAGUGUCCUUCAUGUGAACAUGCAAUGACCUUGGGAGGACCUUGGUCUGGCCUUAUUUGAGGGCUGUGACUAGUCCAGAACAAUCUAGAGAUCUUGGAGACAAUUUAGAGGGGAGAAAUAAAAAUUAUCAGGAUUUGAAGAUGGCCUAUGGGAAGUGGAGUUACAGUCAACUCCUAGUUAUUCAGCAAACAUGUACGAAUGUUAAUAUAGACACGUUCCUCUCUGGAAGAAGUUCUCCAUCUGUUGGGAGACACAAAAGUCAACAGAUCAUACGGACUGUGGAUUAUCCAUCCUAACAAAUGGAGUGUAGACAAAUGAGCCCAAAUCGCGGAUAAUCCUGAAAUUGCUUGCGUGCACUGCAUUUUGGGGUGGCCGAUUUACCUUCCCAAAAAUUUUGAGUUGAAUGUUUACUGCCAGUUUGAAAGUCCAUUUGCUCCCCUUGAGGUCCCCUUGGCUGUUUCCUGGGGCUGCGUGGGUUCCUCUGCUGGGGGUAGACUGCUCUUCUGCUCCACUGGAGUCUAAAGAUGGUAAAGAGGAUUCUGUUCCAGGAGAGACACAGUCAGGACAGUUCAACGAGGACAUGAUCCCCACUGUGGGUUUCAACAUGCGCAAGAUCACCAAAGGGAAUGUGACCAUCAAGCUCUGGGACAUUGGGGGCCAGCCCCGAUUCCGCAGCAUGUGGGAGCGCUACUGCCGAGGAGUGAGCGCCAUCGUGUACAUGGUGGACGCCGCUGACCAGGAGAAGAUCGAGGCCUCCAAGAAUGAGCUCCACAACCUGCUGGACAAACCCCAGCUGCAGGGCAUCCCGGUCUUAGUCCUGGGUAACAAGCGGGACCUCCCGGGAGCAUUGGACGAGAAGGAGCUGAUUGAGAAAAUGAAUCUGUCUGCCAUCCAGGACCGGGAGAUCUGCUGCUACUCCAUCUCCUGCAAAGAGAAGGACAACAUUGACAUCACCCUACAGUGGCUUAUUCAACACUCAAAGUCGCGGAGAAGCUGAGGCUGCGGCCCUCUCCCUGGGACCAGGACCACAUCCUCCAGACCUGACGCCGAGCUCCCCGCCCACCCCGCCAUCCCCCCUGAGCCCUCCCCUCCUCACUGGGUGUGGGGAGGGGCCUCUGGGGAUCCCAGAGUCCUGUUCUGCUGAGGUUGGAACUCCUGAUUUUAUUGUAAAAUAAACCGAUCCCAUUCUGGUCCCUAACCUCACCCUCCCCGCCUCCUCCCCAGCCGCCCUGCUUCCCUCCCUCAGCAGCCCUGGCCCCACAGCCCUUGCCCCUCCCUGGCCUGCUCCUCAAUUGACCCUUCCCAGCACUCUUCUAUUACUGUCUGUGUGUACAGUAUAUAUAUGUAUAUAUAUUUUAAUUUUUAAUUUAAGCAAAGACUAAAAUCAACCAUUUGAUGCUGCAGGGGCCAGUCAGGAUCUGGGGGGGUGGUCUGGAGAGAAGGAAAGAAACGCGAGUUGGCUUGGGGCAGGUUCAGACCAGGAAGGGUGAAGGCUGGCGCCUGGGACAGGAGCCAGCCUGGGCACUGGUGGCCGUCCCCAUGUCUGCCUGUGUCUGCUCCCAGUCUGGCUUGUCUCUGCAGCGCUUGAAUGUCAUGGGCUGAUGGGAGCCUCCAGAGGCACCCUCUCAGCCCCCAUCUCUGCAGGCCACCAGGCACGACUAGGAGCCAGAGACCAGUGGCCGAAGGGGCAGGAGGCCAGCGUGCCCCAACCCUGGCUCCCGGCCCCCACCCCUCCCAGGCCCCCCGAUGGGCCGUGUCAUUCUCUGUGCUCGUUUUGCAGAGCUGCACAAGGAGAGCACUCAGCAGGGGCUGGUCCUUGGGUUUUGUUUUCUGUUGUUCGUUUAUUUAAUGAUUUGUAAAGUGACGUUCCUCUUCCUUUUUUACACUUUUCAGCUCAUACUUAACCUCUGUUUGGAAGAUGAUUCUUGUAACUGUACAUUUUUUUGCCUCCUAAUAACAAUGACAAGAAUAAAUUACCGAUUUUGUGUUGG
Molecule: messenger RNA, 3820 nt
Organism: Diceros bicornis minor
Lineage: Eukaryota; Metazoa; Chordata; Mammalia; Perissodactyla; Rhinocerotidae
Gene: ARL8A
Product: ADP ribosylation factor like GTPase 8A
Exons: 8
Coding region: 2233-2826 (197 amino acids)
Biological process (GO): protein transport; anterograde axonal transport
Cellular component (GO): lysosomal membrane
Molecular function (GO): GTPase activity; GTP binding
Source: RefSeq, a predicted model, not a curated record